This is a messenger RNA of Aethina tumida (small hive beetle), 5205 nucleotides long. RefSeq names its product high affinity cGMP-specific 3',5'-cyclic phosphodiesterase 9A. The transcript has 12 exons. Gene Ontology annotation, biological process: cGMP catabolic process. Lineage: Eukaryota; Metazoa; Arthropoda; Insecta; Coleoptera; Nitidulidae. The record is from RefSeq and is a predicted model, not a curated record. The coding region runs from base 616 to 3597 and encodes 993 amino acids. Gene Ontology annotation, molecular function: 3',5'-cyclic-GMP phosphodiesterase activity.
AUCGCGACUCCGCCGAGAGGACGUCUUCGCGUCUCCGAUCCAUUCGCAUCCAGCAGCACGAUGCUCACCAGUGAGCGCGAUUGAGCGGCUCCACCGCGGAACUCUCAACGGGCCCAACUGGCCCAAGGACUGACGGUCAAUUGAUUGCUGUGUUGACGGGUUGUUUGACUUUUUAAAAUUUAUUUUUUUGAAAAUAUUGAGAGUGUACAUUAUUUAUCGAUGACAGUGGUUAUUUCAGUUUGGUGAUGAAACGUUCUUUCACUGGGAAAAAUUAAAUCGAAACAAAAAAACUGAGGUGGAUUCGUAUUGGUUAGAAAAUUAUUGUUGACGCUCCAUCUUCGUUUGGCUGGAAAUCUUUAAGUUUAAGUCGGUUAUCAAUCAUGGACACGCGGCCGGACGUCAUUCACAGACCUCACCGCUUCGAGACGCACGUGGUACUCCGCACCGUCGAGCCGUUCAGUUCGGGACCCGGAUCUAGAGGAGAGUCGGUGGUGGAUAAGGAGCAACACGGUGAGAGGCCCGUCAGCGUGUCCGGAACGGCCGGUGGCCAUAAGCAGUCCGCAGUGCUAUCAGCGGGGCCAUGAGCCGGCGCCCCCGCCUCCACCCCAUUCGCUCAUGGACCACCCCACGACCGUUCGAGUGUUCUUCAGCGUGGGGCCGCGCCAAGAGACCGCGCUCUUCCGCUCCGACACGCCCGCCGAACAGAUUAAAGAUUUGUUCAGAUCAGCAGCCGAGGCAGGACCUCGCGACAUCCUGAAAUUGUACAACACUGCCGGCCAGCUAUUAAACAUUAGUUCGGAUCUAGCUGCAAACACGAAGGAUCUCCCUUAUUCACUACAGGUGGUUGCAGCGAACGGCAUGGCAAUGCUGCAGGAAACUACGGGUGCGGAUCUCAAGGCCCUGGAGUCCAGGGUCUCGGCCAUCGAAAGACAAUUGAAAUACGAACUACCCCUGCCCCAUGCGGUCCAAGAACUUCAGAAAGAAGUCGACGCCUUCCGGGAGAAGCUGGAGACUUCUGAAAGUCUGAGCUGGCUCGGAUUUUACAAGCAACUUCCAGAACCCAUGUCAAGCGAAGAAUUACGUCGGCUUCAGUACAGAAGAAAAAGUGAUUCGGUUAAAAAGCGAGUCAAACAAAAUUUCGCCAAUAUAUGUGACGCACAAGUGUCGGACAACAUCCGGCACUGGUUAAGGACGCCGACGUUCGACGCCCGUCCCUGGGAGGACGAGGAGCUGCUAUUGUUGCUGCAACAGAUGUAUCUCGAUCACGAUCUCUGUUCAAAGUUCGCGAUCGACAUCACCACCCUCCGCAACUUCCUCUACGAGGCCUACAAGAAUUACAACGACGUUCCCUUCCACAAUUUCCGCCACUGCUUUUGUGUUGCCCAGAUGUUGUACGCCAUAUCGUGGUGCGUCGAUCUCCCCUCAAAAAUAGGCGAUUUGGAGGUAUUGAUCCUGUUAACAUCCUGCAUUUGUCACGAUUUGGACCAUCCAGGCUACAACAAUAUUUAUCAAAUAAAUGCCAAAACGGAAUUAGCCAUUCGGUACAAUGAUAUAUCUCCGUUAGAGAAUCAUCAUUGUAGCGUAGCCUUUAGAAUACUAGAAAAUGAGGACUGCAACAUUUUUAAGUCGUUCAGUGGUGAGGACUUUAAGCAAGUCCGGGAGGGGAUCAUAAGAUGUAUUUUGGCUACUGAUAUGGCAAGACACAACGAGAUAUUAACUAAUUUUAAGGAAAUUGUGCCAACAUUUAACUACAACGACAAAGCCCACGUCAAUCUUCUUUGCAUGGUAUUAAUCAAAGUUUCCGAUAUAUCCAAUGAAGCUAGACCGAUGGACGUUGCAGAACCAUGGCUGGACAAACUAUUACAAGAAUUUUUUAAACAGAGUGACGCUGAAAAGCUGGAAGGCCUCCCAGUCACCCCCUUCAUGGACCGAGAAAAAAUAACCAAACCUUCUUCUCAGUGUUCUUUUAUCGGAUUCGUGCUUCUUCCAUUGUUCGAAGCUUUGGGGGAGCUUCUAACUGAGCUACAAGAUUUGAUAAUACAGCCGGUGAGAGACGCUUUGGAGUACUACAAAAGGUUGAACGAAGCUACCAAAGAGGAAAGAGCUCAUAGGAAGAGUAUUGUGGCAGAACUAGAGCAACAACACACACCAUCCAGUCAAAGUCCAGACAGUAUGUCCGUACCCAAAUCCAUAUCAAAUAGCAGCGUCAAAAUGAAGAAGAGCCUCAGCUUCCAACAGACCAGAUCACGUUCUAGGUCAACCGAUGAAGACACAGAGGUCAGCAUUGAAAGCGGAAACGUCAUCGGAGAAGAACAAAGUCUGGAAGACGUGGCCGAAGACCCGGAAAGUGGCGAUUCGGAGACCGCCACUGAAGUGGAGGUUUCCGAGAAGGCGUUGAAAUUUAAGAUAUCCACGGAAAGCAGUGUGGGUACCGGAAGGAAAAGCUAUCCCGGAUCGCGUAAAGGUAGCAGAGAACGGGGACAACACCUGAGCAGUUCAGAACUGGCCAGGAUGAUGCAGCGAGGCAAACUUAGGACCACAGCUUUCAGUUUCGACCAGCACUGCUUGGUUGGCAAUAAAAAAUUGUCGUUCGACAGACCGGAAUUUCUGGACGAUUACGCUGAGGCGCUUACUCAAAAAAUGAUGAGUCUUCAGGACGAUGAAAACGAGGUCGACAAACAGAACGAAGGGGAGUGCGUUUUAUCCAAAGAGACAAUAAACUUGAACAAGCGCAACUCCGAGCAUUCUGUUAAAGUGCCGACGAGCCUGGAGGAGAAGAAGAGCAUUUUAAAGACUAGUGACAAUAAAACCUUCACGAACGAGGAAAAACUAAAAAUGCACAACUCUCCAGUCAAAGACAAAGACGAACUUUCAGUUGUGGAAGAAAAAGUGAACAACACAAAUCAAAAUAGUAUUCAAAAUAAUUGUAUAGAACAGUUAAGCAAAGCCAGUGAUAGUGCAAACAGUAUUUUAGAAGAGACUGAUGUGAAAAAAGUGCCCAUUGAGACAGUGAGUGAGUUAAAAAAUAAUCGAUCUCUUAUGACAAGGUUUAGGCAGUUUACGGACCGAUUUGGACUGUCGACGGAGAAGGACGGCAAAAUCAAAAAUUCUAAAUCACACUCAGUCAAAAACAAUAAUUGUGCCCAAAAUACUACCACCUCCAAAGGUAAAAAACGAGGUGGUGUCCAAUGUUGUAAGAGUCUAGAAGACGUAGACCUAGAUCUUAGUAAAAACACAAAAUCCAGUACACUCCCCAAAACAAAACACUCUGCCUCAAACAAAAAAGGAUGGAAAUUUUUUGUUUUAGGAAGAAACAAAGACAGACCGGACGGAUGGUCCUCGCAACUCGACAUCGAAGACGCCGGAAGCAAACCGGAAACGGACAAUCAAUCCCUACCAUCUACCUCUCAGUUGGCGAGUAACUGUCCGACCGCGAAAACCACCCCACUGUCAUCGCCGCGAAAAAAUAAUGAAAUAAAUAACGACCAAUUGAACAAGAAGUUGAAGGAUCAGGGUCUGUUGGAGACGAAGCUGAAAGAACUAAAAAUCGAGGAGAGCGCAGUGGUUACGGCUGAAAAGGAUCCGAGUCUGAUAUGACAGGAGGUCAGCCCUCCUGACAGGGAGUGUUUUACUAGAUAUAUUUUUUGUCGAUGUUGUAAAUACAGACCAAACGCUGGAGAAAAUGUCUAGAUGUUGAUUGAAGUUUUUUAUUUAUUGUGUAUUUAUUUUUACUGUACAUAUUCCUUCAACGAGUUUUAGGCAGUCGCGCAUAAGAUCUCUGUCACCUUUGGUUGGUUGGAACAGAGGGAAGUUUAUCUUCGCCGGCAAAAAGUCAAUUUUUAAAAAUAAUCAAACUACAAUUGACCAAAUCGGGACUAAUAAAAUAAAAUUUUGCUUAUUAUUAAGACUGAACUGAAAUUAAAUCCAAACAUAGAAAGAAGUAAACUUCGCUCUGAACAAAAUUUAACUUGGUAGAUUAAAAUCUUAUGAAAUUCAUCUAAGAAAUAUACAAAAUAAUUCUAACAAAAGAGUUAAAACAAACAAAAAAUAUAAAUACGUGUUAAUAGAGGGUGCAUUAUUUUUUUCAUUUCUGGAACUGUAGACUUAAUUAUUGCAAACUUGUAAAAUUAUUAUUUUGUAGUAGCUCAAUUAAUUGUGAUUAGAUAAAACUCAUAGUAAAUUAAAAUGUUAUAAUUUAGUUGUUUUGAAAACAAAUAACUAUGAUUGUCGCUAAUUUUAGACGAUGUGCAAUUAAUCAUAACCUGAGCGAAUAUUUUGUAAAAUAUAAAUUUGUUGUAAAUACUUGUUUAUUGUUACAUCCAGAAAUAUGUUUUAAAUAAAUUAAUGCAUCUAAAUAUUUGUUCUUGUUAGUGGUAAAAGUCAUCUUUAUUAACUAUGAUACUCAUUUUGUAUUUGUUCAUGUCAUAUAAUUUGUUCAUGGUUAUUUAGAGCAAAAAUUUUAUCAAAAUCUACAAAUUCAACAUAGUAUAUUUAUAUGUUAAGUUUAUUAGACGAUAUCGUUCGAGAUGUUUAUAUUGGGCAAAUAAUAAAUUUGAAUUGUCCCCUUUCCAGAACUUGAAUUCAGAUUUUUUAGUUGUCCUGUAUAUGUGAUUCUAGUCUUUUAUUAAUGAAAUUUAGAAAUAUUAUUUUAUAUGUGUGCAUUUAUAGUGUUAAGAUAAAAAUAGAAUAAUAUUUUCAUACCAAAUAACUAACUUCUAGAUCUUUAAUUGUAUCUUUUUGUUACUUCCACAACAGUUUAAAAUUUUCAGAAGACAUAUCAGUACACGAUUUUUGUUUAUUUUAUGUAAAGUGCGGUAUACACUCUAAUUGUAAAUGUUUGGGGCUUUGGAACAGUUUGGAUUUUAUUGGAUAAUUUGUUCUUUCUUCCGUUUACUUAACUAUGAUGCAACAUCUAAUGUGGUGCUAGUAAACAAUUCUAUUCCCAAAAUAUCGCAAAACUCUUAAAGAACUUCUUUGAGAUUUGUUUUGUGAACUUCUGAGAGAAAAACGUACUGUUCUCUGUUGUACAAUGAGGACCAUUUUCGCCUAUACCUUUUAUUCUUGUCUAAAGAAAUCUAUAUUCUUCCUAUUUAUUAGAUAAGUCAUGUAUUUAGAGAAAACAAAUCGCAGUAAAUAUUUUACUGAUAGUAUGAUGUCCAUAUGCCAAUGUAAAGUAACGAUAUUUAAUAAAUGUUUAUGAACUGG